Messenger RNA from Anopheles bellator, 1965 nucleotides. RefSeq lists its product as uncharacterized. The coding region runs from base 721 to 1368 and encodes 215 amino acids. NCBI's taxonomy places the organism in Eukaryota, Metazoa, Arthropoda, Insecta, Diptera, Culicidae. The record is from RefSeq and is a predicted model, not a curated record. The transcript is spliced from 5 exons.
GCCGCCAGUUGCUUGAUAGAAUUCAGCUCAAUCGGUUUGACUCGGAAGCUACUCGAUUGCGGCCAUAUUGCCAAACGAAAUUCAAACUAGUGAAUUUAACGCGCGUAGCAUAGAGCGGAAGGAAUGGAUAAUUGUGACAAUAGGGUUUCGGAACCACUGUACGCCCAUGAUGCAGAGUUAGCGGAUGGUGGGGCGUUCGCCAAGAAGCGGGAAAAUCCGAAAUGGGUCCGAGUGAUCAUUGUUUGCAUUUAUUUAUUCACGGUAUCGUUUGCGGCUCUACUUUUAUCGUUUUACUACAUCUUCUUUUGGCAACCAAAAAUCGAACAGUUUCAUGACGAUAGCCCAGAAAGACUAACGGCUUGCGAUCAAGGCAACUAGUGGAAAACAAUCAAAUCGACAACCAAACUAUUAUCGCACCGAAUAUGUUUAUCAAACCAAAUGGAUGGCGAGUGGAAACACUUUUCCGGAAGUUUGUCGGUGACCCAUACAACGGCCACAGAUCCUUAGCGGAACAACUGCGAACGGGUGAAGAAGUUGCAUUUUCACGAUUCAUAUGUGCUGAAGUAAAUUAUUGCUUUUGACAGUGAGUAAAAGCAAAGUAAAGUGCAUCGAACUAAAAACAUAUGAUAAACGUGUCAUCGGUCCAUCGGGCGUUCACUUAACGGAGUUUGUCGAUUGCAAUCCGAUGCAAUACACCGGUGAGUUUCAUAUGAGGACACCAUGAGCUACACGGCCGAAGAGAAAAUAAAACUAGCUGGAGAGGACUCGAAGGAUCGUCUAUACGAAGUGAAGCAGAACCAAAAAGCAAUCCGUAUUCUAACUGUCGCAGCUUACGUUCUGUGUGUAUCGCUAGUGGCCAUCAUGCUAUCGCUGUACUAUAUCUUCUUCUGGGACCCCAGUACGAAUCCGAUGCAGCAAAAAACACAAACUAUCGACACCCUUAUCAUUCCGGAACACUUGGCUAUCCGGUUGGCUAACCGCAGCGAGAUUCCUGCCAAUCGAUUUUUCCACAGCUUUUACCAGAGCCUCGUCCAGGAUCGUCUAGUCAAGAUCAGGAAGGAGAUACAAAUUACGGAAUCGGGCAACCUGACGAAGCUUAUUGAGCUCUACCACCAGGAACAAGAUCGGCAUCGCACAGACAGAAUGGUGGCUGCUCGCAGACGGCAACUUAAAGCGGCACUGUCGCAAUCUGAAUCGAUGGGAAGAUUCAAAGGGCAACAGCAGGAGACAUUAGCCGCGAUCGCUGACCAAGAUCAGGGUGCAAUAACGGAUGAAGAUGACGCUGGAGAUGAUUAUGAGCAGAGUGGCAACGAGCUUUAUUCCAACCAUACCACAAUUCAGCUGGAUGGUGACGAGUCGGAACAGUAACGAGCGACAGUUAGCGUUACAAGUAGAACUUAUAUUGGGCUGCACUCGAACACAUGCAGGAAAGUUAAACAGGGAUCGCACGCACGAUUUACAUGACAACAGUGCACAGUAAUUUCUUUGAACGGCAUCCACCAUUGCACAUGCUCGCCUCUUUUACGAAUGUGAGGUAUACGCGCGAAAAGAAAAAAAUGUUUUGUAAAAUGUUUGUAAACUUGUUAUGUUAUAGUCUGAGUGCCCGUUUUUCGUAAGUUCUUUAGCAGUAAUAAAAAUUUAAUUAUAAAACCGAACUUUAACGCUCUCAUAACGUCUAUCGAUUUGAGUCGAUAGAGCCUAAACAAAUUAUAAGAUCUACAGUACCACAAGUAUCGUUCGCAGCCUUUAAAAUCAGCAUAGCUUGCCGAUCCUUAAACACAAAUCUGUUAGCAAACAUUUUGUGACAGCACCAUCAUCGAAAAAUAAAAAUAUUAGUGAAAUAGUGAACUAUGCAAUAGUUGCCAUUGGUAAAAACUCUGGUUUUGUAAUUUUGCGGAGCACCCGAAUACGGAUUGUCGGAGAGCAAUCGAGGGUGAAUUAGUUAAUAAACAUAAAGUUUUAACU